This is a messenger RNA of Acanthosepion pharaonis, 615 nucleotides long. The record is from the annotation of a GenBank genome assembly. NCBI's taxonomy places the organism in Eukaryota, Metazoa, Mollusca, Cephalopoda, Sepiida, Sepiidae.
AUGAGGCAAGAAACGACAGCGUACGCCGAAUUAUUUCAAUAUUAUUCUCUCUUCCAACCAUUUCCCCGUCCACCUACUUUUUUUAUAUAUCUCUUUUCCUCUCGCCCUCAUUCGCUGGUUGUUCUACCUGUCUCUGUUUUAUACUCUCUUUCUUUCCCCAGAUAUUUUCCUUACGAGUUCCUUGUCUUUUCUUUUGUUUUUCCUUUGUCUUACUCUCCGGUAUUUCGUUUCUUUACUUUCUCUUCUUGCUUCUCUCGUCCCGGCAAAUCUUUCUCCAUCUACGUACACUCUUUCUAUAUUUCUUUUCCUCUUUUCCUCACACACAAGCUCUGUUUUGCCUCCCUAUCUUUAUUUUAUACUCUCUUUCUUUCCCCAGAUAUUUUUUCUCUCUAUUCUUUUCUUCUCUUUCUCUUCUUUUUCAAUCCUUGUCUUUUGUCUUUUCUUUUUCUUUUUCUUUUCAAACGAACAUUUCACUCUCUCAAAUGUUUUUUUCUGUCUUUCAUUUCUCUUCGUGACGCCCUAAUACUGCCACUCUUUUUCCUUAUAUCUACUUUAUUUCCAUCCCGUUUAUUCUCCCCUCACCUUUUAUUAUUUAUCAUCAUCAUCAGUCUCUAG